CUUCUAUCUGGUCAGUGGUGGGGUUCCUCUCAUCAUCUGUGGGGUCACUGCAGCCGUCAACAUAGACAACUAUGGCAGCGGGGAGCAGGCGCCGUACUGCUGGAUGGCGUGGGAGCCCAGUCUGGGGGCGUUCUUCGGCCCCGUGGCUUUCAUCGUCCUGGUGACAUGCAUUUACUUCCUGUGCACCUUCGUUCAGCUGCGGCGACACCCCGAGAAGAAGUACGAGCUCCGGCGGCUGACGGAGGAGCAGCAGAGACUUGCCGAUGUCCCCGCCCACUGCCACCAGGGGGCGGAGCCCGGAGCCCCGCCCACCGGGAGCCAGUGUCCCGCCGGCUGCCCGGGCGUCCCCAUCAACCCCGCGCUGCUGGCUAACGAGCACUCCUUCAAAGCUCAGCUGCGGACGGCGGCCUUCACCCUCUUCCUGUUCCUGGCCACGUGGACGUUCGGCGCCCUGGCCGUGUCGCAGGGACACUUCCUGGACAUGAUCUUCAGCUGCCUGUAUGGUGCCUUCUCCGUCACGCUGGGCCUCUUCAUCCUCAUCCAUCACUGCGCCAAACGGGACGACGUCUGGCACUGCUGGUGCUCCUGCUGCCCCGGGCGGCGUGCCCAAGCCUGCGCCGGCGCGCCGGGCUUGGCUCAAACGCGGCCCAAAGUCAACGUGAACGGCGACACCCAGGGCCACGCCCACUGCCACCACGACUCGCCGUGUCAGGCGAAAGCCCUGAUUGGCUGCAGCCUGGCUCACUGUAAACACGCCGCACUUCCGUCCUCGCAGAACCACGUGACGUGUCUGGCACCCGUGGCGCCGUGCUGCGCCGCGCUGCACAGCCAGCAGCUGAUGGAGGAGGAGCCUACGGCGACCCACGUGCUGCUCCACGCCGAGCCCGGGAUCCAGCUGCACUCCUGCCUGAAGGGCGGCGCCAGGACUAAGAGCCGGCAGUUGGGCCGCAGGGCCAAGCCGGGCGACCGGGAGUACGCCUACCACAUCCCCUCCGGCGCCGACGGCGGCAGCGCGCACAGCUCUCGCACGGACAGCCCACACAGCACACGCGAGCGCCACGCCCACGUCUGCCCGCAUCUGGCCCACGAGGGCCACCACGACGGGCACCACACGUGCCACGCCGCCACUUUGCACGAGUCCCUGGCGUGCCACAACCCCUGCCACAGGCACAUCUGCUGCGCCAAGGCGGACCUGUUCCCCUCCCUGUGCCCGGCAGAGAGCGCCGACGCCGGCGUCUUCCUGUGCGGCUGCGGGAAGGUGGCCGAGGACGAGCCCGUGGCCACGCAUCACCACCUGGAGAUGCACGCCCCGCGCAGACAAUCCUGCCCCCAGAACCCGCCCAGUCAGAACGGGAUUCUGAAGGAGGGGCUGCUCUACACGUCGGACAGCACGGGGAAUAUUCGCACCGGACCCUGGAAGAACGAAACUACUGUGUAGAAGGUCAUGUGACAAAACAAAUCCUCGCCUCCCUUUCUAAACAAAAACAAAA
Austrofundulus limnaeus is the source of this 1490-nucleotide messenger RNA. RefSeq names its product adhesion G protein-coupled receptor A1. Gene Ontology annotation, biological process: G protein-coupled receptor signaling pathway; cell surface receptor signaling pathway. Lineage: Eukaryota; Metazoa; Chordata; Actinopteri; Cyprinodontiformes; Rivulidae. The record is from RefSeq and is a predicted model, not a curated record. Gene Ontology annotation, cellular component: plasma membrane; postsynaptic density; glutamatergic synapse. Gene Ontology annotation, molecular function: G protein-coupled receptor activity.